AUGAUCGCUCGCAUGUUCAAUGCUCCUGGUGAGGGUUCUCAAGGCCACGCCAUGGGGCCAUCAUGUAUCGGUUCCUCUGAGGCUAUAAUGCUGGGUACUCUUGCAAUGAAAAAGUGUCAGUAUGAAGACGUACAAGCAAUCAACGAUUUGAUUGUCCAGCGCGGCAUCGAUUGUCCCAUUCAUGUCGACGCUCCUAGUACUGGGUGCUUCACAAGUCAUCAGUCAAACGCGGCUACGUGCCAUAAUGGUCAACCUCACCCGCACGCGGAUUAUCUCGGCGCAGCGCUGAAGGAAUUAGGUUUCAUUUUCAUGAGCGAUGGUCGUGGACAUGGGUUGCCUCUUGCGGCCUUCCGCCUGUCGCCCAAGCAGGGCUUUGAGUUUGGUAGGAGUGAAAUUUAUGGUGAUCAACUGAUCUACAGUCCUAGUUAUGAGUCCAGGAUCCUAGCCUGGAGAUCUUUUCAUAAAGCAACAGUGGUCUCGACUCUCCGCCUCAGGAAUUCUGGAAGAUGGAACUGCUCUGAUUCCAAGUCUGCUGCUGAAUGUUAUGAUUAUCCUCGAACUCUUAUUCUCCCUCAAAAGGAAAGAUUCCAGUACCCCUUUGAAUGA
Molecule: messenger RNA, 606 nt
Organism: Blastomyces gilchristii SLH14081
Lineage: Eukaryota; Fungi; Ascomycota; Eurotiomycetes; Onygenales; Ajellomycetaceae
Exons: 4
Coding region: 1-606 (201 amino acids)
Biological process (GO): L-glutamate catabolic process
Cellular component (GO): cytosol
Molecular function (GO): pyridoxal phosphate binding; glutamate decarboxylase activity
Source: RefSeq, a predicted model, not a curated record